This is a messenger RNA of Aureococcus anophagefferens, 1074 nucleotides long. RefSeq lists its product as hypothetical. The record is from RefSeq and is a predicted model, not a curated record. The transcript has a single exon. The annotation marks the transcript as partial. NCBI's taxonomy places the organism in Eukaryota, Pelagophyceae, Pelagomonadales, Pelagomonadaceae.
UGCUGGCGCAGCUCGUGGGCUGGGCCGCCCUCGGCCUCUUCGCGGCGGACCAGGCCGCGGGCCUCUGGGUCGCGGCGAAGUCGUCGAAGCCCCGGAGCCCGCGCCACGCGGUGCUCCUCGAGGCGUGCUCGACGCCCAAGGCGCAGAUCGUCGCGCCCGCGCUCGCCCUCGCGGGGCUCCGGUGCGCCUACUUCGCGUUCCCCAUGUUCGAGGCGCGGGACCGCGUCGUCUGCGUCGAGCUCGGCGCGGACGUCCGCGCGCUCGCGGUCUACGACGCCGGCGGCCCGCUCCUGCUCUUCGUGCUGUCCGCGAUCGCGGCGCGCUGGCUCCAGGUCCUGUCGGGCGAGGCCAAGUGCCGGUCGGCGAGCCUGCACGGCGACACGCUGAAGGCGCUCUGCGCCUGGAACGGCGCCUACGCCGUCGCGGCGGCCGCGUCGACGGCCGCGCUCGUCGCGCUCGCUGGCUCGCGCGGCGACGCGCUCCGCGCCGUCGGCCGCGCGAUGCUCGUCUACUUGGCCGCGGCCCACGGGCUCCAGGGGCUCGGCUACGUCGCCAUCGGGCGGAGAUUCCUCGCGCGGCUCGACGUGAGCGCCAAGGGCAGCGAGCGGGUCCGGGCGCUUCGGGACCGCGUCCGCGCGCAGCUCGUCGUCACGGGCGCGGGGUCCCUCGCGAACGCGGCGCUGCUCCUCGCCGUCGUCGCCGAGGCGGCGCCGACGCCGCGGCGCGCCUUCCUCUGCGUCGCGCUCGGCCAGCGGGCCGUCGAGCUCGCGCUCGCGGCGACGGCCGCGUUUCUGGGCCUGAAGGUCGACGCGAGCUCGGGCCUCUCGGGCGCGGCGCGGCGCGCGCGCGCGUCCGUGCGGCGCCGCGUGUCGGCCGUCGCGAAGGCCGUCCGCCGCUCCACGAAGCCGCUCCGGAAGCCGCCCGCGCCGCCGUCGGCCAAGGUCGUCGAGUUCAACGCCAUCUACGCGCGGAGCGCGGGGCGCUUCGCCCGCGAGUCGCCCAUCCCGCGCGCGUCGCCGGACCCCCGCGCGUCCGGCCCGGGCCCGAGCCCGCCGCCCUUCGACCUCAGAAACA